CUCUCCAAUAAUCAAUUUUCUGGGCCAAUCCCACCAAAUUUUUCAUCUACAAUGCACAAUUUAGAAUUCUUUUCUGCCAAAGGUAACCAAAUCAGUGGCAUAAUUCCCUCAUCCAUGGAAGGAAUGAAUUCCUUGAUUGUCCUUGACCUUUCCCGAAACAAUAUUGGUGGUAUCAUUCCAUUGAGUUUGGGUAAUUGCGUAGCACUUGAGGCACUUGAUUUGAGCAAGAACAGGUUAUCGGGAGUAAUACCCAAGUCUUUGGGUGGGUUACGUCGACUCCGAACAAUGCACUUGAGCAACAAUAGCCUAUCGGGAAAAAUCCUUUCAUCUUUGAAGAAUUGUACUAGUUUGGAAACUCUUGACCUUGGGUAUAACAAUUUCUCAGGUCAUAUUCCCACUUGGAUUGACAAAAGUUUUCCAGCUUUAAGAAUUCUAAGUUUACGAUCCAAUAUGUUUACUGGUAACAUCCCACCACAAUUAUCAAAUCUGACUUCUCUUCAGGUCCUUGAUGUGGCACAAAAUUGUUUAUCUGGUAAAAUUUCUCAAAAUUUGGAAAAUCUCGUUGCAAUGAAAAAUGAGCAGAAGACGAACCACUUUCUAUUCUAUGGAAAAUCAGGAUUAUAUUAUGAGGAAAACUUGCUUGUGUCAGUGAAGGGACAGAUGCUUGAAUACACCAGAACACUUUCACUGGUUACAUGCAUGGAUCUUUCAAGCAAUAACUUAUAUGGAGAAAUCCCUGAAGGACUCACAAGUCUUUUGCGACUGCGUAUCUUAAACUUAUCUGGAAACUAUUUGGCUGGAAAGAUCCCAAACAAGAUUGGCAAAUUGGCAUUGCUAGAGUCGCUUGAUCUAUCCAAAAAUCAGCUUUCGGGUACAAUUCCUCUGAGCAUGUCAAAUUUAACUUUUCUAAGUUACUUGAACUUGUCAAAUAACAACUUGGUGGGGAGAAUUCCAUCGGGAAAUCAGCUCCAGACACUGGAAGAUCCUUCUAUUUAUAUGGGUAACAAUGAUCUCUGUGGACCUCCUCUUACAGAUAAGUGUGUUAGUGAUGAGACAUCUCAAGCUCCAAUGCCUGCUGGUAAUGAUGUAGAAAAAGACGAAGAGGACAAUAAAAUGCUUUGGUUUUACCUUGCCAUGGGACUAGGAUUUGUUGCUGGGUUUUGGUCCUUUUGUUGUGUUCUAAUGUUCAGUUACUCUUGGAGGAUUGCAUAUUACAGAUUCUUUGAUCAUAUGAGAGAAAGGCUUUUUUGUAAUUGUUGCUUUACAGGAUGUUGGCUUGAAGAAGUUUGA
Molecule: messenger RNA, 1290 nt
Organism: Magnolia sinica
Lineage: Eukaryota; Viridiplantae; Streptophyta; Magnoliopsida; Magnoliales; Magnoliaceae
Product: receptor-like protein EIX2
Exons: 1
Coding region: 52-1290 (412 amino acids)
Molecular function (GO): protein binding
Source: RefSeq, a predicted model, not a curated record